AUGGCUCGGUUGGAGUGGGAUGCAUUGGUGAGUAGCAGGAUUUGCGGCGGCUGCGUGAUCCUCCUCUCCACGGCGGCGGUGGCCUCGAUCCUGGUCGCGAGCCUCGCCUGGGACGUCUCGCGCAAGGCGGCGCGCGCGCUCGUGGCGGCUUCAGCGGCGGAUGGCGGCGGAAAAGCGGCGUGCCGCGGCGGAAUAUGCUGGCACGGCGUUGCGGACAGGUCGCCGGCGGCUCAGGUUCGGUUUCGUGUCCCGUCCGCGCCGUAG
Messenger RNA from Striga hermonthica, 264 nucleotides. The record is from the annotation of a GenBank genome assembly. NCBI's taxonomy places the organism in Eukaryota, Viridiplantae, Streptophyta, Magnoliopsida, Lamiales, Orobanchaceae.